Molecule: messenger RNA, 866 nt
Organism: Plodia interpunctella (Indianmeal moth)
Lineage: Eukaryota; Metazoa; Arthropoda; Insecta; Lepidoptera; Pyralidae
Exons: 4
Coding region: 135-686 (183 amino acids)
Biological process (GO): SRP-dependent cotranslational protein targeting to membrane
Cellular component (GO): membrane; endoplasmic reticulum
Source: RefSeq, a predicted model, not a curated record
UUUCACUUUUCUGCUGCCAGCGCAGACGGGAACUUUCGUUUGGAUUCGGAGAUUUUACUCUUGACUCUUGAUUUGUUGGACAGUGAUUAUUCUUGAAGUGCUUGUAAAAUAGUUGAUUGGAAAUACUCAAUACAAUGUCUGGCAAAAGUAACAAAGCUUUUACGAAAGAAGAGGAGCUCUUAUUACAGGACUUCAGUAGAAAUGUGUCAACGAAGUCUUCUGCCUUAUUUUAUGGAAAUGCCUUCAUCGUCUCAGCGAUUCCCAUAUGGUUGUUCUGGAGGGUACACGCUCUGGAGGUGAGUACGUCGCUGGUGUGGUUCGCGCUGGUGACUGGUGCGAGCACCUGGCUGCUUGCGCUGGCGUACCGCAACACCAAGUUCCAACUGAAGCACCGCGUCGCCGUCCGCCGCGAGGAUGCCGUCGCCAGGGAAAUGUCGAGGAAGCUCGCAGAAGACAAGAAGAUGAGCAGGAAGGAGAAGGAUGAGAGGAUUCUGUGGAAAAAGAAUGAAGUUGCAGAUUAUGAGGCGACCACAUACUCCAUCUUCUACAACAAUGCACUGUUUCUCACUAUCGUCAUCCUCAGCAGUUUCUACCUGCUGCGCUCCUUCACACCUACUGUUAAUUACAUUGUAUCUCUGACGGCAGCUUCAGGACUUCUGGCCCUCCUCUCCACCGGCACGAAGUGAAUGGACAUCGCACGAUCAGUGAGUGAAUGAUUGAGAUGAAGUUAGAUCAAACACUGAAGUUCCCAAAUCGCCAAACAUGAGUGUUUGAACUAAUGUUUUAUUUAAGUUUGUUGAGUAAACAAUGUUACUAGAAUAAUUUUAUAAAACUAAAUUAAUGAAUAAUAAAACAAUUUUUAAACA